Melanotaenia boesemani (Boeseman's rainbowfish) is the source of this 3199-nucleotide messenger RNA. RefSeq names its product SWI/SNF complex subunit SMARCC1-like. Gene Ontology annotation, molecular function: nucleosomal DNA binding; histone binding. NCBI's taxonomy places the organism in Eukaryota, Metazoa, Chordata, Actinopteri, Atheriniformes, Melanotaeniidae. Gene Ontology annotation, cellular component: SWI/SNF complex; nBAF complex; npBAF complex. Gene Ontology annotation, biological process: positive regulation of DNA-templated transcription. The transcript is spliced from 28 exons. The record is from RefSeq and is a predicted model, not a curated record. The coding region runs from base 80 to 2926 and encodes 948 amino acids.
GAUACAAAGCGAGAACGCAAGCGCUAGCGACCGCGCUAGCCAGUUUUGUUUUCUCUGUUUGAAAUUAGGCAGGUUUAUAAUGGCCACAAUGUCCGGAGGAACAAACCUCGGGAUUCCCGGGACAAGCCAAGCUAGCUCCGGGAUAUUUGCGCAUAGGAAAAAGGACAGCAGCCCGUCUGCUAUGUUCUGGGAGAGUCCGGAUACUUUAGCACAGCUGGAGGUGGUCCGACAGUGGAUCGGGAAGCACUACAAAAAGCAUGUGCUGGUGGAUGCUCCAUCUUGUCAGGCUCUUGCUGCCCUCACCCAGCAGCUUCUCCAGUUCCAAGAGGAUGCCUUUGGUAGACAAGCUACCAACCCUGCACACACAAAACUGCCCGCCCAUUGCUUCUUGGAUUUGCGACCAGGAGGAGGACUAUGCCACAUUCUCGGCACUGCUUACAAGUUCAAGGUUGAACAGGGCUGGCGGAGGUUUGACUUUCAGAAUCAGUCAAGAACUGAAAGGAAUGUGGAGAUGUUUGGUGUGAUUGAAAAGGCUCUAAUUCAGAACAACUGCCUGUCUCUGCCUGUAAUAUAUCUGGACCCUACUGUGGACCAGGAGCUGGCCAGAAGACUGACUGGUAUCAUCAUCAAACACCAGGGAUCUGUCACAGAGGACAGGACAAUCUCCAGUCAUCAUAUCUACGGAUCCCAUGUUUCCACAGAAGAGGAUGAGUGGAUGCGUCCCGUCAUGCGAAAAGACAAACAAGUCUUGGUACAUUGGGGUAUGCACCCUGACAGUUAUGACAGUUGGGUGUCCUCAAGUGAUGUUGAGGGAGAAGUUGAAGAGCUGCCACACACAGAAAGGCCAUGGAGGGUUCAUGCUGGUUGGGUUUUAGAUACAGAUGUCUUCAAUGAAUGGAUGAAUGAGGAGGACUAUUGUGUAAAUGAGAGGAACUUACCAGUCAUCCUCCGUCAGCGUAUUCACCUCCAAGAGGACCAGGAAUCAAAGUCUACUCCAUACAAAAAAAGAAGACACUCGCCGUCUCCUACUUCUGAAAGCAGGAAGAAAGGAAAAAAGGGAAGAAGGCGUGGGCAACAAGAAGAAGAGCCAGAAGAGGACCUGACCAAAGAUAUGGAGGACCCUACACCUGUUCCUAACAUGGAGGAGGUCGUACUACCCAAAAAUGUGAACCUGAAGAAAGACAGUGAGAAUACUCCAGUUAAAGGAGGGAUCAUGGCUGACCUAGAUGAACAGGAAGAUGAUUUUCCAGGAAGGGAAGAUGAGGAGGGAAGAGGAGAGAUGCCACGCCUAUCAGAGGGAGAGGACAGCAUCACAGAACAAACCCAUCAUAUAAUUAUACCAAGCUACACGUCUUGGUUUAAUUACAACAGCAUUCACUCGAUAGAGAAACGUGCACUGCCUGAAUUCUUCAAUGGAAAAAACAAAUCAAAAUCUCCUGAAAUCUACCUGGCAUAUCGUAACUUCAUGAUCGACACGUAUCGGCUUAACCCCCAGGAAUACCUGAGCUCAACGUCCUGUAGACGCAACCUCACCGGAGACGUCUGCGCUCUCAUUAGGGUCCAUGCAUUUUUGGAGCAAUGGGGUUUGAUCAACUACCAAGUGGAUGCAGAGAGCAGACCCCUCCCUAUGGGACCUCCUCCCACCCCUCAUUUCAAUGUACUGGCUGACACACCAUCUGGGCUGGCCCCCCUACAGCACAAACCCCUUCAGGUGUCGGCCUCACAACACAUGUUAUAUUUUCCGGAGCGGAGCAGAGAGAAACCUUCAGACUGCCAGAACUUUGGGCUGCGCAGUGACAUCUACACAAGGAAACAUCCAAAGACUAAAGGAGCAAAUGCUGGAAGAGAAUGGACAGAGCAAGAAACACUCUUAUUAUUGGAGGCCUUAGAGGUCUACAGAGAUGACUGGAACAAAGUAUCAGAGCAUGUGGGCUCCAGAACACAGGAUGAAUGUAUCCUUCACUUCCUUCGUCUGCCAAUAGAGGACCCUUACCUGGAGGACUCAUCGGCCUCUCUGGGCCCACUAGCGUAUCAGCCUGUGCCUUUCAGCCAAUCAGAGAACCCGGUUAUGAGCACUGUGGCCUUCCUGGCAUCUGUGGUGGAUCCACGUGUGGCAUCGGCUGCCGCUAAGGCCGCACUGGAGGAAUUCUCCAAAGUGCAGGAAGAAUCGGUAGAUAAAGUCUCCGACUCAUCCAGCCAGUCAGAAAAAACAGAUGUGUUGGACACAGAAAAAUUAGACUUCAACCCCCAUCAGGUCCCAGUGAGGGUGGAUGGGGUUAAGAUGGAACCUGGCAUUUCAAAUGAAGAAGAUCGAGUCAAAAGAGAACAUUCAGACAAUAUACUUGCUGAGGAAAGAGAUGGAAGGGGAGAUGAUGAUGAGAGCAUAGGCCGAAGGGAGGGGGAUGGAGAUGACGGGGGGAGAGGGAUGGAGCAGGAACUGGUAGAAGGCGGCGUUGCCACGGCAGCAGCAGCUGCUCUGGCUUCAGCUGCUACAAAAGCCAAACACUUAGCAGCAGUGGAAGAGAGGAAGAUCAAGUCCCUGGUGGCUCUGCUGGUAGAGACGCAGAUGAAAAAGUUGGAAAUCAAGCUCCGACACUUUGAAGAGCUGGAGACCAUCAUGGAUCGAGAAAAGGAGGCUUUGGAACAGCAGCGACAACAGCUCUUAUCAGAAAGACAGACUUUCCACUCUGAGCAGCUGAAGCAGGUGGAGAUGAAGGUCCGCCAGCAGAGGGAGCAGCAGGGGCAGCCUGGUUACACAAUGCAGCAUUCAGGCCAGUCCAUGCCUAACAGGAUGAUGCCUGGUGGAGGAAACACCCAAACCAUGGCCGCUCGGCACCCUGGAGCUCCCAAUGGCAUGUAUCCAUCCUCACAGCCUGAUGGGAUAGUACCAGCUCAAACCGGUCCUGCAUCUUCCAGUCACAGCUGAACAGACCAGGAAACAAGAUAAAAAAAAAAGCAGCCUGCUUUCAGCCAGGACAAAAGCCCUGCUGAAUUUGUUCAGAAACAACUACUUAAAACUGAAGCCUGUCACGUUUUAGCAACCACGUUUUAGACUGAAAACUUCACAAACAUAUAAACACGGUUAAUGUUUAUUUGGUCAACAGCUCAGUUUGAAUUUUCUCUGUGAAUUAUUUGUGAUCUCAUGUCAAGAUUUGAAAAAUCUUAGCUUGACUCAUUAAAGUUUUUUAUACUAAACUGA